GGUGGGGAGGCAGGGCAGCCCUCCCACAGCCCGAGGCUGCCAGGGUCCUGGGAGCCGCCACAGCCGGGCCCGGCACCGCCCGUGCUGAGGAGAUCCUGGCUGCUGUCCAGGUGCUCCCUGCUGCGGCGGCAAGCGACCCCGGGAUGUGGCCCACCUGCGUCUGUGAGCCCCCGUGUCCCCAUCCGUAAGACAGCUGUCGUCGUGGUGCCCACCCUGAAGAGACCCUGCUUUGCAGACGGCUCUCCAGGCCUCUGCUGGCCUUCAGGCCCGGCAGGAGGAUCCAGCUGCCCUGCCUCCCAGCCUCCACGCUGCCCCGCGCGCCGGGCCUGGACCUGCCCCCGGGCCUUUGCACCUGCGGCCCCUGCUGCCCACCGCCCUCUCCCUCCACGCUGCUCGUUCCCGCCCCUGGGGUCCCCCUUCCAGGGGAGCGGCCCCUCCCGGCCCCUCCGUGUGUGUCUCGGCACUUGCGUUGCCUGAAAUCGGCUUUUCUUUCCUGUGUGCGUUGGUUGUCUGUCUCCUGGACGGGCAGGGACCUCCCCAGGGGGCGGGGGCCUCGGGGCCUGUCGGGCACGGAGUUUUUCUGUGUGGGUGGGGGUGGGCGUGGCGGAGCCGGGUGGGGAGAAGGGGGUUGAUGGCAUCAGUGUUCAGGGAGAUGUGCAGCGCGCACAGCCAGCCUGUGGAGCCCUGCACUCCCGCCGGGGCCUCGCGCCAGGCCCGGAUGAAGGUGGGCUCAGAGGCGGUGGCGGUCUUGGUUUUGUCAUCACUCUCCGUGGAGGUGCACCCGUGUGCAGGGGAGGCUGGGCUGUGACGACCUGCGGGGCGUGAGGACCGGCUCGGGAAGCCUCUGCGUGCUUUCCUGGGGACCCCAACCCCAGCCCCGUCCGCUCCCCACGCUGCACGCUCACUCCCAUGGGUGCCUCCGGGGCCUGGGCCUCCCCAACACGGCUGCCCAGGUCCCACCACGGACUCCGACCAGAGCGUCCCUGCUUCACCGCUGGCCUCGCCUCCGGCCACUGGCUCCAUUCCUCGAGCUGCCUGGUUCAGGCCUCCACCUUCCCGGCGCAUUUCAGCAAUGUGCGCGUGCUUGGUGGGUGUCUGCCUCCUCCUGUCCCGACGGUCUGCUCACUGUCGGGUCCGGGGGCGGCCCUGCCCACAGGUGGCCCAGGCCCCGACAGGCCUCCGCGAGAGGCGUCCUCCUCCCCGGCCCCCUGGCUUGUCUUGUCCUUCGAGUGUGCCCUGCUCUUAGGGUCCUUGUGACCCUGUGUUGAGCGUCCGGUGGCGGAGCUGGGGAGAGCCAGGGCUGUGCCGCCACCGGGCCUGCGUCCCUGCCCCGCUCCUCCGCGCCUCCACCUCUGCCCGGACGUGGGGGCGGCCGUCACGCGGGGCUCGCGGGUGCGGGGUGACGCGGGGCUGCGUGCGCCUGGUGCCCCCGGGCCUGUCUUCCCUGCCGGCCCGCGAGCUCCGUGGGCAGGCCCGGCCUCCCCGCUGCUGCGCGUCUCCUGGUCUCAGGACUCGGUGAGUGAGCACGCAGGAGGGCCUGACCCAGACCCCGAGCAGCGGCUCCAGCGGUUCUGGGCACAGACGCGGCGCGGGGACGGCCUGCCUUCAUGUCCCGGCCCUGCUGCCGCUGCCUCGGUGUCCUCACGACGGGGGUGAUGGUGCCGCCUGCCCGGACGUCAGCCCCUGAGGACAGAGCCUGGGGGCUUGUGAGCGACCCGCUCGGCAGAGCACGUGGGCCCAGACAUGGAGCUGCGGGAGGAGGCCUGGUCUCCGGGGCCGCUGGACUCCGAGGACCAGCAGAUGGCCAGUCACGAGAACCCAGUGGACAUCCUCAUCAUGGAUGACGACGACGUCCCCAGCUGGCCCCCGACCAAGCUGUCCCCGCCCCAGUCGGCGCCCGCGGCUGGCCCCCCGCCCCGGCCGCGGCCGCCCGCCCCCUACAUCUGCAACGAGUGCGGCAAGAGCUUCAGCCACUGGUCCAAGCUGACGCGGCACCAGCGCACGCACACGGGCGAGCGGCCCAACGCCUGCAGCGACUGCGGCAAGACCUUCUCGCAGAGCUCGCACCUGGUGCAGCACCGGCGCAUCCACACCGGCGAGAAGCCCUACGCCUGCUCCGAGUGCGGCAAGCGCUUCAGCUGGAGCUCCAACCUCAUGCAGCACCAGCGCAUCCACACGGGCGAGAAGCCCUACGCCUGCCCCGACUGCGGCCGCAGCUUCACGCAGAGCAAGAGCCUGGCCAAGCACCGGCGCUCGCACAGCGGCCUCAAGCCCUUCGUGUGCCCGCGCUGCGGCCGCGGCUUCAGCCAGCCCAAGAGCCUGGCGCGCCACCUGCGGCUGCACCCGGAGCUGUCGGGGCCCGGCGUGGCCGCCAAGGUGCUGGCGGCCAGCGUGCGCCGGGCCAAGGCGCCCGAGGAGGCGGCGGCGGCCGACGGCGAGAUCGCCAUCCCGGUGGGCGACGGCGAGGGCAUCAUCGUGGUGGGCGCGCCGGGCGAGGGGGCCGCGGCGGCCGCGGCCAUGGCGGGCACGGGGGCCACGGCGCCGGGACCCCGCUCGCGGCGCGCGCCGGCCCCCAAGCCGUACGUGUGCGUGGAGUGCGGGAAGGGCUUCGGGCACGGGGCGGGGCUCCUGGCCCACCAGCGCGCGCAGCACGGGGACGGGCUCGGGGCGGCGGGGGGCGAGGAGCCCGCGCACAUCUGCGUGGAGUGCGGCGAGGGCUUCGUGCAGGGCGCGGCGCUGCGGAGACACAAGAAGGUCCACGCCGUGGGCGCGCCCUCGGUCUGCAGCCGCUGCGGACAGAGCUACUACCGGGCCGGCGGGGACGACGAGGACGACGACGGCGAGGCGGCGGGCGGGCGGUGCAGCGAGUGCCGUGGCGGGGAGGGCCGGUAGGGGCGGAGGCCCGGGGGGGCAGGGCCCCUCGGGCUUGGCGGGGACGACGGUGCAGGACCCAGAGACCCGGGAGAAACGGACAGAGGGCUGCCCCGGGGCGGCGGCGCGCUCGACCCCCUCCCCUCCCGCGGCGCGUGCGGCCCGAGGGGUGCGGCGGGCCUGGGGCGGGGCGCCGCGGGCGCUCAGCUGGCCGCCCGACCCCUCCCCUUGGCCGCCCCUCGGCCUGGCCUGCCCCUUGUAGGUUCUCGGCCGAGCCCGAAUCAGGACGUUGUGUGAGAACUAGAGAGACCAAGAAACGACAAACCCACGAGCGAAAUCGACCAUUUUCCCUCUUUCUCUUCCCCCACGACGGGGGAUGUUGCGAGGAUGGCGAGCAGUUGGGCCCUUUCCACUCGGAGGGGCCCCAGAAAGGGAAGGGAAAGAGGGGUCCUUUUCCCUUUUAGAAUUUUCUUUUAAUCAUACCCCCUUCCUGACCCCGCCCACCUGUUGUUUUCUCUCUUCUCCUUCGCGGGUCCCAUCCUUUUUCCUCGCUCCAGCCCUUCCUCCCCGUCCUGGAUCAGGGGUAGCAGAGGAGUGCUGGAGGGAACUAGCCCCUGUCCCAGGCGCACCCCGCAGAGAAUGGGGUCCCGUCUCAUCCCAGGCCUGGGCGCGGCUGGAGGAGGGGCGCGGGGGCAAUAAAUCGCACUAUCUAAUUGUC
Hippopotamus amphibius kiboko is the source of this 3589-nucleotide messenger RNA. RefSeq names its product zinc finger protein 787 (gene ZNF787). Lineage: Eukaryota; Metazoa; Chordata; Mammalia; Artiodactyla; Hippopotamidae. Bases 1744 to 2892 code for a protein of 382 amino acids. Gene Ontology annotation, molecular function: RNA polymerase II cis-regulatory region sequence-specific DNA binding; DNA-binding transcription factor activity, RNA polymerase II-specific. Gene Ontology annotation, biological process: regulation of immune system process; negative regulation of transcription by RNA polymerase II; regulation of cytokine production. The transcript is spliced from 3 exons. The record is from RefSeq and is a predicted model, not a curated record.